AUGGACGCGAAAUCGACAUUCUUUGGCUCAGACGUUCAUAUCCAGUCGAGCAACGGUGAGGUUGAAGUCGCAGGAUCCCUUUGGCCACCUUCAGCUGUCCCACGAAUGGCGUCUUCCCAUGCAAUCGAUAUGAACUUCACCCACGUUGACUUGCUCUUCUCCAAUGCGCUCAAGCGUCAACGCAGCUGCGGUUUCCUGCACUGCCCGCCGAGCACUUGCAUCGCAAAAUUCAGAAUCUGGCCGACUCAGCCGGUGCAAGACUACUACCACUGGCAACAGGGUAAUGAGCCGCCAGCUCUUCGUACCUUUGGCGGCCUGCAGAUGGACAAGGCUUGGCGAGGUCUGAAUUGGGUCUUCUGGAAGGCUACAGAGCCCUACAGUCAGCCUCAGCUGAAUGUUGAAGGCUCCACCACGUCGAUACGACUGGAUCGACACCACGGCACGGCUUCAGCUAUCGUCAGAACCUUCUCGGCUACAUUGUGUCCUGGACGCCUGAAAUCAGCAAGUCAAAGCGCCAAGGACCGACGUUCCAUGGACGAAUGUGUGCGGUAUGUCAAGACUGAGUUUUCGGACUUGGCUCCGGAAAGCCCCUGCCACCCAAGGCUGGGAGGCAUUCUGGGCUGCGAGAGAACAGGUCCAUGCCAUUCAUUCAUGAAUCAGUCUGAGAAUUCGCACAUCUCACACAUCUGGCAAGGUACUCAAGAGGCUAAUGUUCUCGUCCUGACCAUACGAGGUCGUGGUCAUAGCAGAUCUGCAAACGAUCUAGGCCGCGGCCGGAUGGGACGAUGGGCAGGUGGAAGAAGUGGUAUGAGCGAUACGGCGGGAAUCGUGAAAGGACAGAAUGGGAGGGAAAGGAGACCCACUCUUGGCAAACCUAGAUUCCACCUCAUCUACAUCGACUUCCUCACUGCAACCUGCAAAUCUCGCCGUCUUUGGAGCCUUUUCCCUGCUCCUGCCGGCAAUUCAACGGGCAUGACUCUUCUCACAAGAUGCUGGAUUGUGCCAGACCACAGCUGCGGGUCUCAGCUCGUACAAAGAACCUUUCUCUUCAUCUCCAUUUACCCAGCAAACAUGACAGAGAUCUACUUCAGCAACGGCUCAAGCCCUGACACACCAGUGACAGGGAACGACAUGUCCAAAAACGACUCUCCAAGCAAGAAACGCAAGGUUUCCGACAUUUACCAAGGUAAGGGGAACAGCAUCAUCAACCCGAAGACCAAGAAUCCGACACCCGCAGAAGAUUCCAAAGACAAGUUCGAGAUGAUCUCCAAGGAGGAAGCCAUUGAUGAGCAAAAGAAGGCUGGAAUGGGUCUCAGCGAUUACACUAUGGUCAAGGACAAGCCAAAGAAGGGGUUGACAGAAGAUAAACAGCUGUUGGACGGAGAGAAUGAGAAGAUUGAGGGUCAAAAGGAGAAGGAGCACAAUGGGGACAAGAGUGGUGGGAAGAACGCCGUUAUGAGUGAAUCACGCUGUACGUAUUCCGGAGCACUGGCCACCAGUCGCGAAUACACAGUUGUGAAACAGCAGCAGCAGCAACCACAACAGCAACAGCAACAGCAGCAGCAGCAACAACAGCAGCAACAGCAACAGCAACAGCAUCAGCAUCAACAGCAGCAUCAACAGCAGCAUCAGCAGCAGCAGCCGCAACAGCACCAGCAACAGCACCAGCACCAGCACCAGCACCAGCACCGCCGCCGCCACCACAACCGCCAGCAUGUAGGUUUCUGUACGCGCUCCAUACAAAUACCACUACUAACAGUAGCGCCCAGGGCAUCUUUUUUCACCUCUGCUGCCCGCCUCGUCGCCGGCGCCGGCCUCUUGGUGGCCUACCGAAAGGUGGCCACCAAUGCCACCACCAACACCGCUGCCGCCGCCAUCGCUUCCGCGAUGAAGACACAUAUGCUAACCCAUAUUUCAGAGAAGAAGGAAGAGGAGAAGAAGGAGAAGGAGAAGGAGAAGAAGGAGAAGGCUGCGGCCUUUGACGAAUUUGUUUUUUCGAAUUUGAUGACGAUAUCAGAGUUUCCUUUCCAGUUUCCACUUUCAUUUCUCUUUCGACGAUGCGAUAGAGCGGGCGAUGGCGGUUUGGAGAGUAAGAGGUACAUCACCCACGGCUGCGAAUUGGAGAGGGGCGGACGAACAGCGGUUUGGAGGCUAAUAGACCAUCACCCACGGCCCUGCGAAUUGGAGAGCGGACGCGACCAGACAAGGGAGGUCAAGAAGUACAUCACUCACGGGCCUGAAAUUAGAGAAGCGGACGACAGCGGUUUGGAGAUCAAUAGAUCACCACCCACGGACCUGAGAUGGCAACACCGCUUCUAUACCAGCUAUGCGACCGGGCUUGUGACGGUGGUUUGUGAUGUAUCUGCAAGAGAGAUCAAUAGAUCAUCACCCACAGGCCUGAAGGCGGCGACACCGCUUCUCUCCCAGCGACUUGACCAGGCGAGCGACAUUGGAUCGGAAGUCAAUAGACACAACACCCACGGGCCUGCAACGACAACGGACUUUCUCAUCUGGUAUACGGUGAGCCCGCUCCAUAGCAUCAAGACGUCCGGGCCCGCGGCUGCGGUUUUUGAUGGGAGGUUAAUGGACCCAUCACUAAGAGAUCUACGAGUUUGGUAUACGGUGAGCCCGCUCUAUCGCAUCAAGACGUCCGGGCCUGUAUCUGCGGUUUUUGAGUUCCAGACAAGGGAGGUCAACGGACACAUCACCUAG
Molecule: messenger RNA, 2712 nt
Organism: Pseudocercospora fijiensis CIRAD86
Lineage: Eukaryota; Fungi; Ascomycota; Dothideomycetes; Mycosphaerellales; Mycosphaerellaceae
Exons: 30
Coding region: 1-2712 (903 amino acids)
Molecular function (GO): transcription coactivator activity
Source: RefSeq, a predicted model, not a curated record